ACACCCGCAGAAGCGCUCGAGCACUUGACUUCACGGAUCCACACUUAAUCGCCAAGGCCGCUUUUUUUCCUGGAGCUCCAACACUUAUCCACGACUUUAAAUGGACCAGACUAAUGGAUUGGUUCGGUCAAGCACUGUAGCAUCUGAAAAGCAUCUGUGAUCAGUGUGCGCGCUGUCCAAUAGGAAGGAUAUUUAUUAUUUAUAACUUCACCGAGAGACCUUCAUUGUCGCAGUACUACUAUAUUGGUUUGGAAAAUGUCCCUAAAGAAUGUAAAGUCCGGUUUCACUGUCCGUGAUAUUUUAGACCUCCCGGACACCAACGAUGAAGCAUCUGUGAGUGAAGACACUGAAGAUGAGCAGGAUGAAGGACUCAAUGCAAAUCAGAAAAAGCAGCACGAAUCCUCAAGAGAUGCGCUCUGGCUCGGAUCUCCGUGCGGCCACAAAUAUCCAAUGCCGUCAGCAUCUCCAGAGGAGUUGAAUCCUGAACUGUCCGCGGAUGAGUCCGUUGACCGGGAGAGCUCGGAGGACUCCGGGAAAAAGCGCAAACGGAGAAUCCUGUUUUCAAAGACUCAAACCUUUGAAUUAGAGCGACGCUUCAGGCAACAGAGAUAUUUAUCCGCGCCUGAACGAGAACAUCUAGCCAAGCUUUUACACUUGACUCCAACGCAGGUGAAGAUAUGGUUCCAGAACCAUCGGUACAAAGUGAAAAGGGCGCGGGCUGAGAAAGGAUUGGACCCGUAUCUGCUCUCCCCUCGCAGGGUGUCGAUCCCCGUUCUGGUGAGGGACGGAAGACCGUGUCAUCUUCUCGGUCCUCAGGACAUCUCUGCCUCCAUUCUUCCGGCAACUGCGCCGUUUUCUACCUUUAAUAUGAAGCCGUUUCCACAGAUUCACCACAGUCAUAAUAACAUCGUGACACAUCUGACAUCAUCUGUCAAUCAUCUGGGCCACAUGCAGUCGUGGUCCUGGUGAAGAUCGCGGAGACGUCUAUUUGAUGUUUGUGGUUACACCCGGAAGAUGUAUUUAGAGCAUCUGC
Danio aesculapii is the source of this 1033-nucleotide messenger RNA. It is a transcript of the gene nkx2.2b, whose product is annotated as NK2 homeobox 2b. Gene Ontology annotation, biological process: regulation of transcription by RNA polymerase II; cell differentiation. Gene Ontology annotation, molecular function: RNA polymerase II cis-regulatory region sequence-specific DNA binding; DNA-binding transcription factor activity, RNA polymerase II-specific. NCBI's taxonomy places the organism in Eukaryota, Metazoa, Chordata, Actinopteri, Cypriniformes, Danionidae. The record is from RefSeq and is a predicted model, not a curated record. Gene Ontology annotation, cellular component: nucleus. The transcript is spliced from 2 exons. Bases 256 to 969 code for a protein of 237 amino acids.